Molecule: messenger RNA, 7539 nt
Organism: Acanthopagrus latus (yellowfin seabream)
Lineage: Eukaryota; Metazoa; Chordata; Actinopteri; Spariformes; Sparidae
Gene: nedd4a
Product: NEDD4 E3 ubiquitin protein ligase a
Exons: 25
Coding region: 806-4543 (1245 amino acids)
Biological process (GO): receptor internalization; receptor catabolic process; neuromuscular junction development
Molecular function (GO): ubiquitin protein ligase activity; sodium channel inhibitor activity; protein binding
Source: RefSeq, a predicted model, not a curated record
CGAGCAAAAAACAUUGUGAAAUAAUUUCUUUCGACUUUGGAUUUUAGAUCUACCUUUGCAUGAUUUAAGAUUGAAUUUUUACAAGCUAUGGUGGUUUUUGUCUACUGUGCAGUUUUGCAACCCAGUCUUCAGGUUUAUACAGAAUUAUGUUGAAAGUCAUUCCCUUUGAUUUCCUGUAAUUCAAUAGCAGUGGGUAAAAAUAUUUGUGGGGGCACAGAGCAGCAGAAACAUUAGAAGCAUAGCUGCAGCAGGAAGUCUUGCGUGAGGUGCCUGAGGCAGAUGUAACAGUUUACCAGAGCUUCAGUCUGAGAUGCAGCAUAGAGGGUUUCCAUGUUGUUGUUUUUCCAAAAGGGUAAACAGGAGCGAGGCAGCUAGAAAAGAUUCAGGGUGUUAGAUGUUAAUUUGUAUGGAACUCAAGAGGUACAGUUAACUAGCAGCUAAGCUAAUGGUAAAAAGCAGGUCAGAGGUUGAAGCUUUGUCCUUGAAUUUUUUGUCUAUUUUUAAUUUUUUUCUCUAGAGUUUAAGCUCCCUUAAAGGGGCAAACCUCUGUGAUUGCUCUAGUUUCAAAGGUCGUGUGUUUGGGUCAUGUCUCCAAACAGAACCACUGACCUCCUCUGACUAAAAGCUGAGAUCAGCCUGGAGAGGAAUGUAGGUUGUCACCAGAGCUAUUUUGGCAAUGUACAGCAGCUAAUGAUUGUGAUCACAGAGCAGAGCUCGGAGCAGUUGCUUUGCUUUCCUUUUUUCCUACCAGCAAGUUUGAUCAUGCAGCUCUCGCUGGCGCUGCAGGGAUUAGAGAGUUAAACGAAUGGCACGUCGGCUGCGCUUGCACUUUGCGUCAAGGAGAAGCAACACGGACCCUCUGUCAGAGAGCCUCAGCAGCCAUGGUGAGGAGAGUGGAGUCAGCGUGCCAGCUCGAAGCCCCGCAGAGAUUCUGGCGCAUAGUUCUGUCCACUUGAAGGUGACUCCUCUGUCACCAGACUAUGCUAAUUUACAGCGAUACUCUUCAGUAUUUAUACCCAGGGUGAACACUGGAGGAUCUAAUAAGAAGAGCAUAUUGCAGAUCGCACUGCAGCCCUGUGGAAAGGUCAGUGGAGAGCCGGAUGGCACUAUAGAGGAUGGAGACCCUGGGAGCAGCGAAGGAGGAGCAGGUAGUGGCUCUGACGGAGGCUCGUGCAGCAGCAGCAUGGCCAGCGAUGGCGGGUACUGUAGCAGCAACAGCAUCUUUGAGCCAGAGGCUCCGGAAAAGCACAGGACCACCCAGGAGAGGAGUCAACUCUGCCGCAAGUCGAAGGUCCCGCUGAGACGGUGCUCCUCCUUGGUUAUAUUUCCAAAGAGCCCCUGCAGCACCCCACCUGCUUCCCCAGUCAGUCCAGUGGCUCUACCUGCUCUCCCACCAUUGAGGGGGUCUCAUCAGUCAUCUCUUCAGACAUCUGCUGGUGAAUUCUCACAAGAUGAUGAGGAGGUGACUUGCAAAGGGUCCACCACUACGGCAGUAAGUGGCCGUCGUCUCACGAAAGGAAACUGUGCAGCCGAGUUCAGGGACACCAAACACAUGGUGCAAUUUAAUAUUCCUCUUCAGGAUGAACCAAAAGGCAAAACGGAGGAAAGGAGUAAAGUGAUGGAACUGUCCUCGAAUCUAGACAGAUCAAACCGUCACUCUAGCAGCGUUCUGCUACAUUUUGCCCACCAGAGACCAAUUAUUCCCGGGAAGGGAGCUGCAACCACGGCUACAGUCGCCAACCCAGUCGAGGGUGAACAUGAUCCUCACAAAAAACUGUAUCGUAGUACCUCUGCUUGUUUGUUCUCCUCAACUAAACCGUCAGAGAGAAACCAAAAGGUCUGCUCAGGAAAAGGCCAGGAAAUGCCAGAGGAAAACCAUUGUCAUCGUGCCAUACAAAGGAGCUUUUCUCUGGAGGUGCCCUACGCUAACACUGGAAUUUCAUGUCACGUUUCGAAUCCAAAACUCAGUAGCCCUUGCUCUCCACAUGUACAUAUUCAUCUGUCUCCUUGCUGCCCGGCUAAGCUGCCUAGCUCUGUCGCUGAUGUAAACCCAAACCACAAAGGGAAUAAUACACCAAAAAGCCCUGGUCAAAACCCCAAGACACGUGAUGACUUCCUGGGACAGGUGGACAUCCCAUUGAAUCAGAUCCCGACAGAAAAUCCUAACACAGAAAGGCCAUUUACAUUCAAGGAUUUUCUGCUUCACCCACGAAGUCACAAGUCUAGAGUCAAAGGACAUCUGCGUCUUAAAAUGACUUAUCUACCAAAAAACCCUGGAUCGGAAGAGGAGACAGCAGAUCAGACUGAGGACACGGAUCCUAGUUGGGAGUUUCUGGAGUCUCAGGACAUGUCAGGUCCCAGACAAAGCCAGAUGCUGCCUGCUCUGCCCCCUGGCUGGGAGGAACGGCAGGACAACCUGGGGAGAACCUACUUUGUCAAUCAUGAGAGCAGAACCACACAGUGGCAGCGACCCACAGUGCAAGACAAUAAUGUGGAGCUGCAAAGAAGACAGAAUAGUAAUACGGAAGUGGAGCAUGCUUUUAACACACGCAGACAGAUCUCAGACCCCGAUGAGAACACCACACGAGAGUCUCCUGAGAGCUGGGAGGUCAUUACAGAGGAUGAGGCCACUUUGAACCACAGCAAUAACCAGGUCACUGCACCCAGAACGCCUGUGCCCGAAUUCAACUCAUUCUGCGACGAUCUGAGGAACGUUAACAUUUCAUGGGCCUCAUCCAGUGAGCUGAACACCUCCCAGACAGAUCAUGCUAGUAAUUCACGCCAUUCCAGACUCAGAGGAAGUACCCGGUCUUCAGCAGGAGAGGAACAUCCCAUUAAUCCUGUGCUGCUUCCAACCUCAACUGGGCUUCCUCCAGGCUGGGAGGAGAAGCGAGACAAUAAAGGAAGACGCUACUACGUCAACCACAACAGUCGAACCACUUCAUGGACAAAACCCCUUGUUCAGAGAACUUCCGAUGUGCCUACAGCACCAGCAGCAGCACAGGGUGGUGCAGGUUCACCCCAGAUCCCUCCAUCCCAACCGCCUGCCCCCAGCGAAGAGUCUCCCCAGCACACCCCGAGCCCCGAGCCCACAUAUGAAUCUGGCUUCCUGCCCGCCGGUUGGGAGGUUCGCAGUGCUCCCAGUGGAAGACCAUUUUUCAUUGACCACAACACAAAGACUACUACCUGGGAAGAUCCAAGGCUAAAGAUUCCUGUGCAGCAGAGGAGAAGAGCCUCACUCGACCCAUCUGAUCUUGGAGUCCUGCCACCUGGUUGGGAGGAGCGAGUCCAUACUGAUGGGAGGAUAUUCUACAUAGAUCACAACACCAGGACCACACAAUGGGAUGACCCCAGAUUACAGAACUCAGCUAUAACUGGACCAGCAGUGCCUUAUUCCAGAGAUUAUAAACAGAAGUAUGACUACUUCAGGAAGAAGCUCAAGAAACCGGCUGACAUCCCAAACCGCUUUGAGAUGAAGAUGAGAAGAAAUGCGGUGUUCGAGGACUCAUACCGACGCAUCCUGUCAGUUAAAAGGGCUGACUUGCUGAAGGCACGACUGUGGGUGGAGUUUGAGGGAGAAAAAGGACUGGAUUAUGGUGGCGUGGCAAGGGAGUGGUUCUUCCUCAUGUCUAAGGAGAUGUUCAACCCGUACUAUGGACUGUUUGAAUAUUCUGCCACGGACAACUACACGCUGCAAAUCAACCCCAACUCAGGUUUAUGUAACGAGGACCACCUGUCCUACUUCAAGUUCAUUGGCCGGGUGGCAGGCAUGGCUGUCUAUCAUGGCAAACUGCUCGAUGCGUUCUUCAUUCGGCCUUUCUACAAGAUGAUGCUGCAGAAGCCGAUCACUCUCCAGGACAUGGAGUCUGUUGACAGCGAAUAUUUUAACUCUUUGAUGUGGAUUUUGGAGAACGACCCAACAGACCUGGAUUUGAGGUUCACCAUUGACGAGGACCUGUUUGGACAGACUCACCAGCAUGAACUGACGCCGGGUGGCACAGAUAUCGUUGUCACUAAUGAAACAAAGAAGGAGUACAUCCAUCUGGUGAUGCAGUGGAGGUUUGUGAACAGGGUACAGAAGCAGAUGACUGCCUUCAAAGAGGGAUUCUUUGAGUUGAUACCACAAGAUCUGAUCAAGAUCUUUGAUGAAAAUGAGCUUGAGCUCCUCAUGUGUGGUCUUGGAGAUGUGGAUGUGAAUGACUGGAGGGAGAACACCAAGUACAAGAACGGCUACGUGUCCAACCACAUCGUUAUCCAGUGGUUUUGGAAAACGGUGCUGUUGAUGGAUGCAGAAAAGAGAAUCCGGCUCUUGCAGUUUGUGACGGGAACAUCAAGGGUACCGAUGAACGGCUUUGCUGAACUCUAUGGGUCUAACGGACCACAGCUGUUCACCAUUGAGCAGUGGGGAACACGUGAUAAACUCCCCCGAGCCCACACAUGCUUCAAUCGGCUGGACCUGCCUCCUUAUGAGUCUUUUGAAGAGCUGAGGGAGAAACUCAACAUCGCCAUCGAGAAUGCACAGGGCUUCGACGGGGUGGAUUAGCCUCCUGCUGUUAGUGAGCUGAAAGGACAAUACUGCCGUCAGAGAGAAACAAGCUGUGCGUCAGAUUCGGGUCUUAACCUGCCAGAUGUGUGACAGAUGAAGGACAGUCACACAAUUUGCAACCUGUUGAGGCACAAGCAGAAAAAGGACAUAAAAUCUUGAGUGCUGGAGGUAUUUAAUAUCUCCGCAUGUGUUUUAAAGUUUACAAAGCAAAAAUUCUAAACUGUAUACUGUGUAACAAAACAAACAAACAAACAAAAACAUUUGUUUUAUUUGGGCUGAAUUGCCUCAGUUUCUCACAUCAGGUACCUACUAUAUUUUGGUCUUCACGUUGUAGUAAAUUAGUUUAGUUAUGUUAUGCAAAUGUUUUGAAUGGUCUGAAUUUCCGUAACUUGCCCUUUCACAACAUGUAGGUGCUGGAAAGAGGGAACCAUGGGUCAGAGCAGUCAAGCCCACUAUGACAGGUAUAUAAAUAUGUAUAUAAAAAUGUAUCCUGUCCAAUACCCUUCAACUCCAAAGUUAAUUGCACAGUAUGUUAUUUCCUCUCUAGGAAUCUCACAAUAAUGAACAAUGUAGUUUAAUGAUGUCAUGAAGAAGGGUGAGAUCAUGAGAGGUGUUGUUUAAUUGCUAAACAGCCACAGUUGUCAAUGAAAAUGUUAUCCAUCUCUGUCCAGUGGAACACAUGAGAUAUAAGCAUCUUUCUGUAGUUCCAGUUUGUCACAAAGUUUCAAAAGUCUUGGGUUGUUUGGUUGUACACGUGAGCUUUCAGACACAGCUGGCUUCAGUAAUUGCAAAAAAUGCCAGUGAGUCAUCAUGCUCGAUCACCGCCGAAAUAAAACAGUUUGUGUUGGAAAUCCUUGAAAAUGCUUGAGUUUUAAAGUGUUUUCAAGGUCUGAAAAGUUCUUGGAAUCUUGAUAAAGUACUUGAAAUUGUAACUGCAUUACUUUCAUGAAAAAUCGCCACCCAACUAAGUAGCUACAUUUUUAAAUAAAGAAAUAAAAAGUCCAAUAAAUGCAACUGGGCUGGCUUUCUGUAACUUUUUUUCUGUAACAGCUAGUGAUAGAAAAAACGGAUCAAAACUCAAAAAUGUAGGUUUACAUUGCAAGAUGCAUUGUGUUACAUCCCAAGGUUCAUGUAAAGCUUAAAAAUACACCUUUAAAUGCUUUAAAAGUGCUUAAAUCUGACUGCAAAGGUGUAGGAACCCUGAAUAUAAUCAAUAGUUAACAGUACAGUUCGCUGACUUCAUUCUUCACUCUCUGACGUAUCAUCUGGUGUUUCCCUAGAAGAGAUGCCCGUGUAAAGGAUAUGACUCCAUUGACAGGUGACAAAAUAAAACUCGGCGUUACCUUGAGUUUUGGAUCACUUAAAUAAACAACUCAACAGAAUAUAUAUAACUAAUGUCUAUUUAAGGCAUUUCAAUGCAGAAAUGUUACAUAUUAAAAGUCCCAAAUCCCUUUUAAAAAUGACAUUGCCCCAACAAGAACACUAGCUGAGGGCAACAGUAUGUAAGACGCAAAACUUGAAUGACUUAAAAAGGCAAUUCAGACUUAAUAAAACAAAUGUGAAGAUUUGUUCUAUUUUCUUGUCAUUUAGAUUCUAUACAUAAUUAAACAUUUUUCAUUCCAUCAUACUAGAAACCCUGAUGCAAAUCCCAAAUAUAUGCACCUCAAAAGCAUUUGUAGCAGUUUGAGUGACUACUUAAAGCACGUGUCAUUUAAUCAUUUAUGUAGUGAUGUAUCACCACCAGGACCAGUAACAGGCUAAACUAAUUAUACAGUAGUUUGUGUCUGUGUAGGCCACAUAUCCAAAGAAGUGAGUUCAUGCAGUGUUAGAUUGUGCUGAAAUACUAUGCAUUAUUAUUGUACAUACUGAUAUUGUUAUUAUAUACACAAAUAUACUGUACAUACAAAUAUAAAUUUGCCUUCUACAAAAGGAUGAAGCAUUUAUUAAAACUGUAAAAGUGACUCAGAAUGACAAAUUGGUUAUUGGUGCACCUCCUCAUCCUCAUCCGUGUGUCAUUUAUAAUCAAUAGCCACUCGUACUCAAGUUCAACACUGACUGUGUUUUAGAUGAAUAUCUAUAAAUGUAUAUACACAUUAUAUGUCCUGGCCAGUAGCUUAUAGAAACAUUUAUCGACAGACUGGCCUUAUCAUACAGUAUGUGAAUUAUGUCUUGUUGUUAAUGAGUGAUAUCAUUUUGUUUUCUUCUACUCAUCAUGGGUGUCUAAUUGCAGCACAGUGCUCUAUUUUUACGAGUACAACUUUAAAGAUUGUUUUGUUGGUUGUGUACAGAUUCUUGUCUGUUUUCAAGAAGAGUCAUCACUUGUAAUCCCUGUGUAGGAAAGCAACUGCACUCAAGCAGUACCAUUAAUGUUUUCUGAAUGGUAAAACAUGUGUUUACACUACCUGCCACGUUUACAGGUCGUUGGUAAAGGAAGAUAUCAUGGGCUGGUUCUUGUCUCUGACAACACAAUUUUAUACUUAUGCUUUUAUAAAGUGAAGCACUUUGUUACUAUCGAUGAGUCUUACUUCUGAACUGUCUGAAUCUUUGCCAAUCUGUCACCUGCAGACUGCUUAAAUCUGAUCCUAUGCUUCAAGUGCAUCUGUGUUAUAAAUGUUUACAUGUGAACAUUGCUGAAAAUAAGCACAUUCUCUUCUUUCUCUUCUAAUUAAGUCCUGAGGCCUUCGUUUGUAAUGUAUUGUAGAUUUUGAUUGUUUAUUGAUGUUUUAAUCUCUAAAUGGAAGUACUGUUAUAUAUGUAUUGUUGUCUACUGAAGAAUAAUGAAUAGAGCAACACUUAAUUUCUGAUAUAUCAAAUUUUGUUAUUAUAGAAUCUAAUUAUAACACCUAUAAGUGCAUUACAACAACAACAUGCAUGCGACAUAUAUACGACAGUUUAAGGGGUGGAAUGAACUGUAGCUGUUAAAUCCAAACUCGAUUACUUAUAGCGCACCAAAUGAAAUAUAUUUGAAAAAUAAAGAAAUGUAAAAACAGUUA